AUGACUGACACAAAGAAUACAUCAGUAUUGACAACCUCUACUGGUUCUCCAGUUGAUGACAACCAAAAUUCCGUCACUGCAGGUGAAUACGGUCCCGUCUUAUUAUAAGACUUCCAUCUUAUUGAUAAGUUGGCUCACUUUGACAGAGAAAGAAUCCCUGAAAGAGUCGUCCACGCCAAAGGUGCUGGUGCUUGGGGUUACUUCGAAGUUACCCAUGACGUUACCAAGUUCUGCAAGGCCAAGGUCUUCGAAACUGUUGGUAAGAGAACUCCCGUCUUCACCAGAUUCUCUACCGUUGGUGGUGAAAAGGGUUCUGCUGAUACUGAACGUGAUCCUCGUGGUUUCGCAGUCAAGUUCUACACUGAAGAAGGCAAUUGGGAUAUGGUUGGUAACAACACUCCCGUCUUCUUCAUUAGAGACCCCAUCAAAUUCCCUGACUUCAUUCACACCCAAAAGAGAAACCCUCAAACCAACCUCAAGUGCGCUAACAUGUUCUGGGACUUCCUUUCCUAGGUUCCUGAAUCUGCUCACUAGGUUACCAUUUUGUUCUCUGACAGAGGUACUCCCGAUGGUUACAGAAGAAUGAACGGUUACUCUUCUCACACCUUCAAGUGGGUUAAUGAAUAAGGUGAAGCCUUCUGGGUUAAGCUCCACUUCAAGACUGACUCUGGUAUUAAGAACUUCACUGCUGCUGAAGCUGAUGCCCUUAAGUCUACCAACCCUGACUACGCUACUGAAGACCUCUUCAAGCACAUUGCUUAAGGUGGUAGCGCUUCUUGGACCUUAAACGUCUAAGUUAUGCCCAUUAACGAUGGCUACAAGUACAGAUGGAACAUUUUCGAUGUUACCAAGGUCUGGCCCCAUGGUGACUAUCCUUUGAUCCCUGUUGGUAAGCUCGUCUUAAACAGAAAUCCUGAAAACUACUUUGCUGAAACUGAAUAAUCUGCUUUCUCUCCUUCCCACUUAGUCCCUGGUAUGGAACCCUCUUUGGAUAAGAUGCUCUAAGGUCGUCUCUUCUCUUAUCCCGAUACCCACAGACACAGACUCGGUGCUAACUACGAUCAAAUUCCCGUUAACUGCCCCUACAGAGCCAGAGUAUCCAACAACUAACGUGAUGGUCCCAUGUGCGUCAACGGUAAUCAAGGAUCUAGAGUCAACUACGAACCUACCACUUUCCACAACUACAAGGUUAGACCCGAAACCAAGCUCUCUACCCAAAGAGUCACUGGUUUAGUUGGUCGUUUCAAACCCGCUCACCCCAACGAUGACUUCUCUCAACCCGGUGCUUUGUUCCGUAAGGUCAUGUCAGAUAAGGAUAAAUCUAACACCGUAAGCAACAUUGUUGGCCACAUUAAGAAUGCUAACAGAGAUAUCCAAGAAAGAUAAGUCAGAAUCUUCUACAAGUGCGAUGCUGAAUACGGUUCAAAGAUUGCUACCGCUCUCGGCUUCCCUGCUAACAGAUCUAACCUCUGA
This is a messenger RNA of Tetrahymena thermophila SB210, 1473 nucleotides long. RefSeq names its product catalase heme-binding enzyme. Gene Ontology annotation, cellular component: mitochondrion; cytoplasm; peroxisome. Gene Ontology annotation, biological process: response to hydrogen peroxide; hydrogen peroxide catabolic process. Gene Ontology annotation, molecular function: heme binding; catalase activity. The transcript has 5 exons. The record is from RefSeq and is a predicted model, not a curated record. NCBI's taxonomy places the organism in Eukaryota, Ciliophora, Oligohymenophorea, Hymenostomatida, Tetrahymenidae.